AUGAGGCGUGCAAGGGUCUCCCUGUCUUGUUUUGAUCCUAAACGCCUUCUCCUGGGAGUGAGUGCGCCCUCCGCAAGCGGUCCCAAGAAAGCAAGAGUUGGGGAGCCCGGAAGCCCAGUCCCCCCAACCCCUGUCUCCCGCCCGCCCUGGCGGCAACCUCGGGGGCGAGGCAGCCGUGCGCGUGGGAGGGGACGGCGCGCCAUUGGCUUGUGCGCUGCACAGAGAGGAGGGACCAGCGCAGGCCGCUAGACUAAGCCCCUGUGCAUAGGACCGGCUCAGGACAAGAUGGCAGCCAAGCAGCCCCCACCCCUGAUGAAGAAGCACAGCCAGACGGACCUUGUGAGCCGCCUGAAGACUCGGAAGAUCCUCGGCGUGGGAGGGGAGGAUGAUGAUGGGGAGGUACACCGCUCCAAGAUCAGCCAAGUCUUGGGCAAUGAAAUCAAAUUUGCAGUUCGGGAGCCUUUGGGACUCAGGGUCUGGCAGUUUGUGUCUGCUGUGCUCUUCUCUGCCACUGCGAUUAUGGCCCUCACCUUACCUGACCAACUCUAUGAUAUAGUCUUUGAUGGAGCCGAGGUGACUGGCAAGACCCCCAUCCGCCUCUACGGUGGUGCCCUCCUCAGCAUCUCCCUGAUCAUGUGGAACGCUCUGUACACUGCCGAAAAAGCCAUCAUCCGGUGGACUUUGCUCACCGAAGCCUGCUACUUCGGGAUCCAGUUUCUGGUGGUCGGUGCCUCCCUCGCUGAGACAGGUCUCAUGUCCUUGGGGGUCCUGCUGCUACUAGCCAGCCGCGUCCUGUUUGUGGCUAUCAGCGCUUACUACUACUACCAAGUCGGCAGAAGACCCAAGAAAAUCUAG
Molecule: messenger RNA, 855 nt
Organism: Chrysochloris asiatica (Cape golden mole)
Lineage: Eukaryota; Metazoa; Chordata; Mammalia; Afrosoricida; Chrysochloridae
Gene: TP53I11
Product: tumor protein p53 inducible protein 11
Source: RefSeq, a predicted model, not a curated record